AGCUGGGGUAAGGCCAACUCCACCAUGGAGUUAGUGGUGAAGCAGGAAGGAAGACGGGGAUGGGGGUAUCAGACACCGGACGGCUGAUCCAGGAAGGGCUCUGGUGACAGACCCCGCGGCCCCCGCCCCGCCCCGCCGCAUAUUCAGGCGGCCCGGCCCGCCCCGUCCGAGAGCAGCCAGCGCCGCCGCUCCGGGAGCCUCUGCGGGCCGGUACGAGCGUGCACCCGACCACCCGUCCUCCGCGACCCCACCGCCCGCCAUGGCCGCCGCGGCCGCCCCCCGCAGCCUCCUGCUGCUCCUCCAGGUGCUCGGGCUCGCGCUGGCGCAGAUCAGAGGUCCGCCAGGAGAACUGGGGCCCCCGGGCCCCCCAGGGCCGCCGGGAGUGCCUGGAUCUGACGGCAUCGACGGUGACAAGGGGCCCCCCGGGAAAGCUGGCCCUCCGGGACCUAAGGGAGAGCCUGGCAAAGCGGGGCCGGAUGGGCCGGACGGGAAGCCUGGGAUUGAUGGUCUAACUGGAGCCAAGGGGGAGCCUGGCCUCAUGGGGAUCCCUGGAGUCAAGGGCCAGCCUGGGCUCCCAGGUCCCCCUGGCCUGCCGGGCCCUGGCUUUGCUGGACCUCCUGGGCCACCCGGACCUGUUGGCCUCCCGGGCGAGAUUGGAAUCACAGGCCCCAAGGGGGAUCCUGGACCAGAGGGGCCAUCGGGGCCCCCGGGGCCACCUGGCAAACCGGGCCGACCCGGAACCAUCCAGGGCCUGGAAGGCAGCGCGGAUUUCUUGUGUCCAACCAACUGUCCAGCGGGGGUGAAAGGCCCCCCAGGGCUGCAGGGAGUAAAGGGGCAUCCUGGCAGACGCGGGGCUCUGGGAGAUUCUGGCCGCCAGGGGAAGCCGGGUCCCAAGGGAGACGUGGGUGCCUCUGGAGAGCAAGGCAUCCCUGGACCACCGGGUCCCCAGGGCAUCAGGGGCUACCCGGGCAUGGAGGGACCCAAAGGAGAGACGGGUCCUCAUGGGUACAAAGGCAUGGUGGGCUCCAUUGGUGCCGCCGGGUCACCAGGUGAGGAAGGUCCGCGGGGGCCACCAGGCCGAGCCGGAGAGAAAGGCGAUGUGGGCAGCCCAGGUGUUCAAGGACCCCAGGGAAUAACAGGCCCGAAGGGAGCAACCGGCCCCCCAGGCAUCGAUGGCAAGGACGGGUCCCCAGGCACACCUGGCAUGAAGGGCAGUGCAGGACAGGCCGGGCGGCCAGGAAACCAGGGCCACCAGGGCCUGGCGGGUGUGCCGGGCCAGCCUGGGACAAAAGGAGACCCAGGAGACAAGGGUGAACCAGGCCAGCAGGGCCUCCCUGGAUUCUCUGGUCCUCCUGGGAAGGAGGGAGAGCCGGGACCUCCAGGAGAAAUCGGACCCCGAGGCAUCGUAGGGCAGAAGGGUGACCAGGGUGAGAGGGGGCCGGGGGGGCAGCCAGGCCCUCAAGGACGGCAGGGCCCCAAGGGGGAGCAGGGGUCCCCCGGAAUUCCAGGGCCCCAAGGCUUGCCAGGCAUCAAGGGAGACAAGGGCUCCCCAGGGAAGACCGGCCCCCGCGGCAGCGUGGGCGACCCGGGGGUGGCCGGCCUCCCGGGAGAGAAGGGCGAGAAGGGCGAGUCUGGCGAGCCGGGGCCCAAAGGACAGCAAGGAGUCCGCGGAGAACCCGGCUACCCCGGCCCCAGCGGGGAUGCGGGCGCCCCGGGGGUGCAGGGCUACCCCGGGCCCCCAGGCCCUCGAGGACUGGCUGGAGACCGAGGCGUGCCGGGACUGCCCGGGAGACAGGGCGUGGCGGGCCGAGACGCCAGUGACCAGCACAUCGUGACCGUGAUGAUGAAGAUGAUGCAAGAGCAACUGGCAGAGGUCGCUGUGAGUGCCAAGCGGGAGGCCCUGGGUGCAGUCGGGAUGGUGGGUCCUCCAGGACCCCCUGGGCCUCCUGGGUACCCAGGCAAGCAGGGACCCCAUGGGCACCCUGGCCCUCGGGGCGUUCCUGGCAUCGUGGGCGCCGUGGGUCAGAUUGGCAACACAGGGCCCAAGGGAAAACGUGGAGAGAAGGGUGACCAGGGAGAGAUGGGACGCGGGCACCCCGGGAUGCCUGGGCCCCCGGGGAUCCCCGGACUCCCUGGCCGGCCCGGCCAGGCAAUCAACGGCAAGGAUGGAGCUCGAGGGUCCCCAGGGGCCUCGGGAGAAGCAGGCCGACCAGGUCUGCCAGGCCCCGUGGGGCUGCCAGGCUUCUGUGAGCCUGCGGCCUGCCUUGGAGCCUCAGCCUACGCCCCUGCACGCCUCACGGAGCCUGGAUCCAUCAAAGGGCCAUGAGCAUGAGGCCAGGACAGAGCCUGGCGGGCAUCCUGGGGGGAGAGGACUAGGUUCCCUCUGGGUGGACACACAUCCCAUCGCUCAGACCAGGAAGCCAGCUUUCCCAGAACCUUCCAUCUGGGCCCCUGGAGUCCUGAGGAGAAGGAAAUUCUAAAACGUGGGGGAAGGGAAGGGAGGACAUUGGAAUGAAAAGGUGGAGGCCAACGGACAGGGCAAGUGUCACUGGAGAGUCCCAGCUCCCAAGAGAUGGGUGGUUUUCCUUCCCAGAACCUGACUCAGAAGUUACCAAAACAAACGUCUCCUUAAUCUGUGCCAUCCUCCAGUUGCUACCCUCUUUGGGGUAUGGGUCCCUGACCCCACCUCGCUCCCCUGGACUUUCUGGGUGACUGCUGCUGGGUGACUACCCCGAGGUGGCCAUCCUGAAGCCAGCCCCACUACUUCCUCCCUGCCUUCCUCCCAUCUGAGUAUUUAAACACCCAUCCCCCUUCUCUUCCUGGCAGCACCCCCUCCCACCUACCCACCCACCCACCCCGAGAUCCACCCAGGCCUUUCUGUAAAUAAAAGCCCCUGACUUGGGUACAAAC
This is a messenger RNA of Zalophus californianus (California sea lion), 2910 nucleotides long. It is a transcript of the gene COL9A2, whose product is annotated as collagen type IX alpha 2 chain. The transcript has 33 exons. NCBI's taxonomy places the organism in Eukaryota, Metazoa, Chordata, Mammalia, Carnivora, Otariidae. The record is from RefSeq and is a predicted model, not a curated record. Bases 260 to 2326 code for a protein of 688 amino acids.